This is a messenger RNA of Saxophila tyrrhenica, 885 nucleotides long. RefSeq lists its product as uncharacterized. The coding region runs from base 1 to 885 and encodes 294 amino acids. The transcript is spliced from 3 exons. NCBI's taxonomy places the organism in Eukaryota, Fungi, Ascomycota, Dothideomycetes, Mycosphaerellales, Extremaceae. The record is from RefSeq and is a predicted model, not a curated record.
AUGCCAGGGUCUCGCCCGGAUGACCUUUUGUACGAAGACUUCAGAAAAACGAAGACCCCGAGAAAGUUUUUCACGCUGGGAAAGGUCUUUCAGACCCUGUGGAGCGAAGCGGCCGACUCAGCGAAUGAUGUUAGGAGCCGGGCCUUCACCAUCAACAGCUUUGGGGAGCCAGUGCACUCCAAGGUCCGACGGUUUGUUGUUGUGAAGGAAGGACAACUGUCAUGCAUUGCUGUUCCUGUCACCAGCUAUGGCGGCAAAGGAGUGGCGAAGCGUGGUGUGAAGAAGUCAGACCAUACCAUCAUCCAUUGUGGCAAGAAGGCACCCUUGCCGGCAGCCGACGAGCUUCCCAAUCCUGCACUUCGUGAGGCUGGUAUGCAGCCUGAUCCAAUCAGGGUCGAUCCUGAUCUGUCUGACAAGAAGCUCGACGAGAAAUCGCGAGUUGACUUCGCGAAGCCGUCGGUCAUUCACCACAACGUCAAGGUUAAGAGCUUUGGAAUGGUGAACAGAGCAUCGCUGCGCCACCUUCAUGCGCAGUACCGAAACGUCGCGCUCGAGGAGACGCCGAAACCCGCUCCUACAUUUGGAUCACGCAGCCCCAGCGGCGCUUUCGCGGCCACUACGCACUCGCAAAGCGAGUCCAUGGAUACCUACCGGCGGGCGUAUCACUCGCUCAUCACGAAUUAUUGGGCCGCCAGCGAAGCUUUGGCUGUAUUGGCACCGUACAAAGCUCUUAUCGAUGAGGCUGCUGAACAGCGGAGGUCGUCGGUUUCUGCUCCUGCUACUGGGAGCAUGCUAAAUGGGGUGGAUGAGGAAGAUGAGGCUGACGAUGCUGACGCUGGGGAUGGUGCAGCGUAUCGUGUGCAGUAUAGGGGCCAGUACGAAUAG